UACUUUCUUGUUUCUUCCAUCCCCUCUCGCAUUCAGCAUUGCAAUGUCUUCUUCCUCAAGCAGCAGGUCAAGCGAUAGCAGUGUAAAUCUCAACAAGAAAAAGACGAACAGCGCAGAAAAGAAGAAGAAGGCCAUUGCUGACUAUUCCUGUGAUUGGAAUAUUGGUGUGGUUGAGGUUCUGAUCAACGUAUACAAGCAAUACGUUGAUAAAAAAGUCGAGGCCGGUCACUCCAGCCACAUCCAUUUCGAGUGCAAGGAAUGGAGGAGUAUGUGUGACACAUUCCAAGCCGAACUGAGACACCAUUUCUGGUUCGACGAGAAUCAGCCUAUUGAAGUUUCAGAAAUGCGCAGCAAGAUAACGGCUAUGAAAAACGCUCCAUCUCCUGAACUGGAGGCUAUUAAAAAUGAUAAUGUUGAGCUGUGGGAGAAGUGGUGCAAGUGUUGUUCUCUUACGGAAAACACUGGUAAGAGCGGCUCGAUCAAAACACAAAGCUCCCGUAAAACAAGUACAACCAGAGCUGUGAAAUCUGGUCUCCAAAAACUGGAAGUGACAAAGGUGUGUGAUGAUGCAUUUGCAAUCCUGAAUGAUAUGGAUAUCAAACCUGAUGUCUACAUGCGAGCUGCGACAAUGAUAGUCAAUACUGAAGAUCAUUAUAUAGUUAAGGAGUUCACUCAACUCAACAAAUCUGACCGACUUUCCUAUUUGAUGAACGUCAUGCUUCAAAACUAG
This is a messenger RNA of Salvia splendens (bonfire salvia), 730 nucleotides long. RefSeq lists its product as uncharacterized. The record is from RefSeq and is a predicted model, not a curated record. NCBI's taxonomy places the organism in Eukaryota, Viridiplantae, Streptophyta, Magnoliopsida, Lamiales, Lamiaceae. The transcript is spliced from 2 exons. Bases 44 to 730 code for a protein of 228 amino acids.